AGCAUUGUUCGGACGUCGUGCGGAGUUAAUUUUUCACAGAACGGCCAUUUUGGAUUUCCAGACAUUAAUAAUAGAAUAGCUGUUAAACAAGUCAUAAAUUGUGCAUUAAUCUGCAAAUUGACCACUGCAGCAGCCGCACCUCAAAAUAUAUUCCAAAUUAUUUGCUUAGCUUAAUCGCUUCAUAAUACACCCGCUAGCACAUAAAUUCACAUCCCAAAUUUCCCCACAAAACAACAAAUAUAAAAGUUAUGGUCAGCGUUAAGGUCAACGGCAACUCUCAACAACAGCAUCAGCAUAAAUCAUCACAUUUUAAUAACGGUAACAAUCUAAAGGCAAACAUGGCCUUCCGUGGAAAUCAGAAUCGUAAUCGAAACUUCGGAGGUGGCAACAACUAUGUUGGCCAAAUGGGUGCUAGCCGCAUGGGCGGCAUUAACAUGUCGCCUUGGGAGUCUCAAAAUCCCGGCGGCGGCCAGUUUGGCAACAACAUGCGUCAGGGCGGUGGCCAAAUGAAUGCCCAAGCCAUCAAUCUGGCUAAUAAUCUGCUGAACAAUCUAUUUAGAAAUCAAAACCCACCCUCUUUGCUGGACUUGCCACGCGGUGGGGGCAUGGGAAAUCGCAAUCAGCGAGGUGGACCGAUGGUAAAUCGCGGGGGCGGUGCCGGCAAUCGUCUCAAUAAUCGUCGUGGCCAAGGAGGUUUCCAAAAUCGUGGCGCUGCUGGUGGUCCCAAGCCCCCCCAAAAGCAGGGUGGUGGCGGCAUUCGUAAGCAGAAUGCUUUUGAUCGUGCCAAGAAACUUUUGGCUAAAAAUGCCAACAAUAAUAAAAAGAAGGAAAAUACUCCUGGCGAAAAGAAAACUGAGAGCAGCAAGGAGUCUCCGUACGCUAGUGUACCCAAUGAUAUGUUCUAUUGCCAUCUGUGCAAGAAGCACAUGUGGGAUGCCACCUCGUUCGAGAACCAUAUUAAGGGUCGCACUCAUCUGAUGAUGCGCGAGGGCAUUGAGGAGAGCUACCGUCUAAAGGCCAACAUGAUACGUCAGGAGGCCAAGAUCGCCGAACAGCUGAAGUCCAUUGAGUUUGAUCGCUUGAAGCGUAUGGGCAAGAGCAAGCAGCGCCAGUUGGACUACUGCACGAUGUGCGAUCUCAACUUCCACGGUCAUAUUUCGACCCAUCGCAAGUCCGAGGGACAUUUGCAGUUGAAGAAGUUCCUGCACCCCAAGUGCAUUGAGUGCACUAAGGAGUUCGCCACGCGCAUCGAUUACGACACCCAUUUGCUGUCGGCCGAUCACUUGAUCAAGGCCGCCGAGAGCAACACCAAGGUGGGCGAGCGCAAGCGCCAGACUUUGCCCAUCAGCACUGAAGAGGAGGAGACCAGGGACUUGCGCCCACCACAGAAGCGCAAGAAGAAGCCUGCGAAGAAAGAGGGAGAUGCGGCUGAAGCUAAGAAAGAAGGCGAAGAGGGUGCUGAGGGCGAAGAAGCCGAAGCCGAGGGGGAUGAGACCAAGGAGGGUGAAGAGGCGGCUGAUGAAACCAAGGAGGGUGAGGACAUCAACGAGAGCCAAGAGGAAGAAGAGGUCGCACUACCCAUCGAUCCCGAGGACUGCAUUUUAGACUUCAUCGAUGGCGAUGAGAUCCCCAGCGAGGUCGAUACCCGUUUACCCAAAUACAAUUGGCAGCGUGCCGUUGGUGCCGGUCUCAUCUCCAAACUGGAGUGUUAUGAAUGCGCCGUGUGCGGCAAAUUCUUCGACACGGAAGUUACUGCUGAGAUUCAUUCACGCACUGCUACGCAUCAUCGUAACUUCUUGAAGUUCAUCAAUGAGAAGUCCAGCGAUACCAAGAUCGCACAGAAGCGCGCCGCCGCCGCUUUGGAGGAGAAUGAGCGCAAGAGAAUUAAGUUGGAGGAGACCGAAGCUCCAGCCGCUGAAGGCGGUGAGGGUGGUGAUGAGGCUGGCGAGGGCGCCGAAGGCGAACUGUACGAUCCAUCAGAGGCCACCGGUGAUGACGACGACGUCGAGAUGGUUGAGAACGGCGAAGGCGAAGAUGAGGCUGGCGACGAAGACGCUGGCAAUGAGGACAAUGCCGAAGAGCUUGAUGGCCAGGAUGACGAUGUAGUCGAGGUUACGCCCGAUCCACAGCCGGAGCCCACACCUGCUCCAGCACCAACUCCUGCUCCAGUGGCAACUCCUGCCAAACCUGAACCAGCCAAGACACCGGCUAAGGCUGCUCCCGCAGCUGCCACGACUCCUGCUCCAGCUGCUACUCCAACCGCAGCCACACCCGACCCCUCACCCUCUCCGGCCAAGAAGCCGGCACCUACACGCGCCGCCGCAACUCCGAAGGCCACGCCGCAGCGCAACCGCGCACGCGGCCGUUAUAAUCGCUAUUAGGCUGCAGUCUACCUAAGCACAUAAUAUAAAGUAAUAAUUAACAAUAUUUAAUUACUAUAUUUGCACUUACUGCAUAUUCAAUGAAAUAUUUCCAUUUUUUAAAGAAAUCUAUUCUACCAGCAAGUCAUCCAAAUUUAAUUACAUGUUUGUUUGGUUCUUUUUUUUUUGACAAUUUAGAAACAUUUUGCAUAAACUUUCCAGAAUCACGUACUAUAUUCAUUGCUGUACACAACACGAAUUGACAGCUGCAAAGACAAACAAAAAUACAUUUGAUUGAUUCUACUAACACGACAGAGGAGUCCAUAUUUAAGAAUAAAAUAAUAUUCAAAUUACCAUAUUUAUGACUUCAAAUGAAUAAACAAAAAUUAUAGCUGUAAACAAACAAA
Molecule: messenger RNA, 2767 nt
Organism: Scaptodrosophila lebanonensis
Lineage: Eukaryota; Metazoa; Arthropoda; Insecta; Diptera; Drosophilidae
Gene: Pep
Product: zinc finger protein on ecdysone puffs
Exons: 5
Coding region: 249-2381 (710 amino acids)
Cellular component (GO): nucleus
Source: RefSeq, a predicted model, not a curated record